CAAUACGACAAGUCUGGUGCCGUGUAAAGUUUAGUUAUACUUGAUAUCACCAGCUGAAAAGUUUUUAGCAAAAUUCAUCCUAAGAGAUGUUGUUCCUGCAUGUUCUGGUGAUUUUAGGAGCAGUUUCAUUUGGUAGCAGUCAAAACUGUUGUCAACCCAACACAAAUUUAACCGCUCCACUCAACCAACUCCAGGCUAUCAGAGUAGCAUGUCAACCAAGAUUUACCUCGCCCUGUAAAUGGACCGUCACAGCCCCACCAGGAGCGGUUAUAGGAGUGGAGAUUACUUCGGCCACUAUCGAAUACCCUUCCAUUGUAGAAACUAAGAACGACGCAGGAAGUAUCUUAAACACAGUUUAUGGGGAAGGCAUAUUCACGGAAUUAAAAGCCGCAGGGACAUUUUUUACCAUCGAAAUUGAUCCGUCAGGCCUUAGCGGACCCGAAACGGGAGAAGAGGUCCUGGUUUUUAAAUACGUCGCCUCCAUUCCAACUGACACAGCUACUGCAUGCGGAAACCCUCCAGGGGAAACAAUUGAAUUGGAUAUGUUUGGUGGUGGGAAAAAGUGCAUCUCCUCCCCAAAUUUUCCGAAUCGGCAUGACAAUGACGCACACUGUACAUGGACGAUUGAAUCAGCUUACGGCAUUGGAUUCAACGUUGUUUUCUUUUACCUAGAGGACUGGUCGACAGAUGAUAUCUACUGUUACGAUCCUGUGAAAAUCAAUGGGGAAGCAAAGGAAUACUGUGCAAGAUCACUCCACAGUACUUCCAGGACCAACCAGAUUAGUCCAGUGGUAGUGGAUUUUACAACUGACUUUUCAGUGACUUUGCCAGGAUUUCUGAUAUGCUUCGAAACACUGGAAUCCGAUAACGACGAUGUGAUUAUUGACACCGUUUUCCCACUGGCAGCGGUCUUCGUCGCCUUUAGCUUGCUUUUUCACUUUUUUGAUACUUUUCCUAUGUAAAACAAUUGACACUUUUGUCUUUCAAUAAAUCUGUCCUGUU
Messenger RNA from Pecten maximus, 1002 nucleotides. Its product is annotated as blastula protease 10-like. The record is from RefSeq and is a predicted model, not a curated record. Bases 87 to 962 code for a protein of 291 amino acids. Lineage: Eukaryota; Metazoa; Mollusca; Bivalvia; Pectinida; Pectinidae. The transcript has 10 exons.